UCACACUCAAUUUUGUGCAAUACCCGACUGUCCGCCAGCCUCUCAUAAAAACAUCGUUCAACAUGGCACCCAAGAAAACUGGAAAGCAGAAAAUGUCGCUCAACGAGUUCCUGGGUGAUAACGCACUGGGGUCGUGGGCCGACGAGAUGGAUUCCCUCCCGACCGCCCCCGCUGCACGCGAGGACGAUGGGUAUUCCGGAGACAGACGAGGACGUGAUGAUUUUCUUUCAUCAAGGCCUGACAGAGGCUUCGGUGGCCCUCCUCGGGAAGAUCUACCCUUACCUUCGCAGCCCCCGUACACAGCAUUCGUUGGAAAUCUGGCUUUUGACCUGCAAGAAAUAGAGCUGGAAGGUUUUUUUGCCCCAUCCAAGACCAAAUCUGUGAAAAUCAUCAAAGACAGAGACGACAGACCAAAAGGAUUCGGAUAUAUAGAGUUUGAGACUCUCGAUGGUUUGAAGGAUGGAAUUUCUCGUUCGGGCACUAAUCUGAAUGGGCGCACGGUGCGCGUAAGCGUCGCUGAACCCCCCAAGGAACGAGGUUUCGGUAGUGGCGGAUUCGACGACGAGAAGUUCGCGAGCCCAUGGAGGCGGGAUGGGCCUUUACCAGACCUCCCGAACUCACGCGAAUCGUCUCGUCGUCCCUCACGCUUCGAUGCGGAACGUGUUCAAGCGAGUGCCUCCGAUGGCAUCAACGACUGGCGCUCCUCGCCACGUGGCCCUCCUCCACCUCUUCCCGGCGACGAUCGUGAGGCCCCCUCGUUCAGAAGAAAGGCCUCGGGCUUGCGGAAUGAUACUCCUGCUGGCCCUGCGGACGUGGAAGAUACUUGGGCGAAAGGAUCGAAGUUCAAGCCUUCGGAAGAGCCCCCGUCUCGGUUUGGCAGCAUGCGGGGCCGAGGAGACAUGGGACCGCCUCCUUCGUCUGAGGCAGAAGGCGAUUGGAGGAGUGCUGCGCGGCCUCGCCCUGCUGGUCGAGAUAGCACUUCGCCGAGCAGUUCGGUCCCUCCGACCCCAAACAUGGGUCGCCGUCGCCUCGAGCUUUUACCGAGGUCCAACGCUGCUUCGGCUUCUCCGACCCCGCUCUCCUCGCCCAAAAUGGCUUCAGCCCAGGCUACAUCAGCCCCUCGGUCCAAUCCGUUCGGGGAUGCCAGACCAGUGGAUGUUUCGAAUCGCGAAGCGGCUAUCACAGAACGGCUCGAGAAAGAGCGCGAGGCUAUCAAGGAUAAAGCUACUUUCCCAAUGGGGCGGACCACCUCCCAGCAGCGUUCCUCGCGGGAAGGCCAUUCCAUGUCUCGCAGCUCUUCCCAUGCAGGUGAAGCGCGCUCGCCCGGUGCAUCCAUUCCCUCCACUCCAAGCUCCAGGACCUUCAACGCCUCGGCCGCAGGCGUUCGGCCUGCUAUAUCCUUCGCCAGAGCUGCAGGCAACAAAAACGUGGACGCUGCGCCCGACGAGGCAGCCAAGGGAACGGCCGAGGUUGAAGCCGAAGUUAACGAAGUAGCUAAUCAACUUGGCGAAACGACGAUCUAAGAAAGCUGGGCAAAACCGUGGUAUUGACGCCCAUGUAUCUUAUGCUUAUGCACUUUGAUAUUGAAAUAUGCAACAACCUC
This is a messenger RNA of Punctularia strigosozonata HHB-11173 SS5, 1603 nucleotides long. RefSeq lists its product as uncharacterized. Gene Ontology annotation, molecular function: RNA binding. NCBI's taxonomy places the organism in Eukaryota, Fungi, Basidiomycota, Agaricomycetes, Corticiales, Punctulariaceae. The transcript has 10 exons. Bases 63 to 1523 code for a protein of 486 amino acids. The record is from RefSeq and is a predicted model, not a curated record.